AUAAAAUAUAUUUAAUAGAAUCUUCACUGGGAUGUGAGCGGCAUCACAAUGGGCGCAGGGAGGUGGGCCUAGAACUUCCUUGUACAGGUUUGGGGGGGAGGAUGUAGCUAAAGCUCUCCUGAGAUGGAGGCCCGGUUAAAACUCUCAGCACAGGGUGUGGAGGCUGGACUGGGGAACUUCGUUUGGAGGGAAGCAGUGUUAGCUGGUUUCUUAAUGCUGUGGAGUGGGGCCAGAACUUUCCUGAGGAACCCCCAGCGCUGUAUCCACAUUUUGCAGGAAAGGUUUGCUGGGACCCUGGCCCCACCCAGUCAGCAGAAUGUCAGCCACGCUGGAUCUGAAAUCGAAGGAGGAGAAGGAUGCUGAAUUGGACAAGAGGAUCGAGGCUCUUCGACGGAAGAAUGAGGCCCUCAUCCGGCGCUACCAGGAGAUCGAGGAGGAUCGGAAAAAAGCUGAACUGGAGGGCGUAGCCGUGACAGCUCCCCGGAAAGGCCGCUCGCUGGAGAAGGAGAAUGUGGCAGUUGACGUGGAAAAGAACCAGGGUCCUUUCCGGAGGGCUCCUGGGACCCCUCGGCCCCCGGGGACGAGCAGGGGAGGAGGCCGGACUCCCCCCCAGCAGGGAGGCCGGGCAGGCAUGGGCCGGGCCUCCCGCAACUGGGAAGACAGUCCUGGGGAGCAGCCUCGAGGAGGAGCUGGCAGCCGCGGCCGGAGGGGCCGGGGCAGAGGGUCCCCUCAUCUCUCUGGAGCUGGAGAUACCUCAGCUGCCGACCGCAAAUCCAAGGAGUGGGAGGAGCGGCGCAAGCAGAAUAUCGAGAAGAUGAACGAAGAGAUGGAGAAGAUUGCGGAGUAUGAGCGCAACCAGCGGGAAGGCGUGCUGGAGCCCAACCCGGUGCGGAACUUCCUGGACGACCCCCGGCGGCGCAGCGGGCCCCUGGAGGAGCCUGAGCGGGACCGCCGGGAGGGCAGCCGCAGGCACGGGCGCAACUGGGGGGGCUCGGACUUUGAGCGCGUGCGCUGCGGCCUCGAGCAGGAGCGGCAGGGCCGCCGGACCGGCCUGGGCGGUGCCAGUGACAUGACACUUUCCAUGACGGGCCGGGAGCGGUCAGAGUACCUGCGCUGGAAGCAGGAGAGGGAGAAGAUCGACCAGGAGCGGCUGCAGAGACACCGCAAGCCCACCGGCCAGUGGCGGCGGGAGUGGGAUGCUGAGAAGACCGAUGGGAUGUUCAAGGAUGGCCCAGCCGCUGCCCUCGAACCAUCUCACCGAUAUGAUGACCAGGCCUGGGCCCGGCCUCCCAAGCCCCCCACUUUCAGGGAGUUCCUGUCCCAGCACAAAGCUGAGGUCAGCCGCCGGAAGAGGAGGAGCAGCCGACCCCAGGCCAAGGCAGUCGCCCGUGCCUACAGUGACCACGAUGACCGCUGGGAGACGAAGGAGGCAGAGUCCCCAGCCCCCGAGGCCUCACAACCCCCUCCCCCCGAGGAGACGCCCACACAGCUGCCCGAGACCCCAGCCCCUGCUCACCGGCCUCCUGAGGACCAGGGGGAGGAGGACCAGGGGGAGGAAGACGAAGAGGAGGAGGACGAAGGGGAGGAUGAGGAAUGGGAAGAUGUGAGUGAGGGCGAGGAGGAGAUUGAAGAGGAAGAAGAGGCUGAUGACGAGGAGGAGGAGGAGGGAGAGGAGGAGGAGGAACCAGCCCAAGACCACCAACCCCAAGAAUCUGAGCCCACUGGGAGCGCCGGCAGUGAGCAGGCCAACAAGGAGCCCUCCAGCCCUGAGGAGCCCCUGCCACGUCCCCAGUCCCCUGCCACACCGUCCAGCCCCUUCUCACCCCCUGGGGGCCACCAGCCUGUGUCUGACUGGGGUGAAGAGAUGGAGCUGAAUUCUCCCCGGACCACCCACCCGGCUGAUGCCCUCUCUCCGGGAGGUGACCAGCCAGCCCCUGCCUCCUUGGAGAGCGGGCCCAGCCUCCCAGGAAUCCAGAAAGCUGAAGAGGAGGGGUCCGAGGCAGCUCCAGGUGGGGGAGCCGUGGGCCCUGGAGAGGGAGGCCCCGAGGGCCAGGAGACUGCGGAGAUCACCGACUUCCAGAGGGUGCGUUUCUGCAAGGUGGUGGCGGCCGCCCCACCACCGGGGGCCGCCCGCUGACCGCGCCGCCGACUCUGCACUAACUUCCCGCAGCCUCGCUCCUCUGUCUUUUGCUUCUGCCACACUCCAGCCAGGAGAGGGUUAAAUGUCAGGGGGGAGGAGCCUGAGACAGCGACCGGCGUGGGGCCAGGGCAUUAGUCCAGUUUCACAAAUGGGGGGACGCCGGGGACCCGGAUGGCUGAGACGUCUCCGAGUGACCCACCUGUGGAGGUCUCGGCGGGCAGGUGCUAGUCUCCGGGACGAGUUUCCCGCCGCCAGGAGAUGACAUCUGAGGCAUGGCUGCUAGCGGUGACUCAUCAAGGACUUGAACUACUGAGCCACCGGUUGUCUAUUAAACGCAGCGCUUUCGCUAA
Eptesicus fuscus (big brown bat) is the source of this 2490-nucleotide messenger RNA. RefSeq names its product coiled-coil domain containing 9 (gene CCDC9). The coding region runs from base 317 to 2137 and encodes 606 amino acids. The record is from RefSeq and is a predicted model, not a curated record. The transcript is spliced from 14 exons. NCBI's taxonomy places the organism in Eukaryota, Metazoa, Chordata, Mammalia, Chiroptera, Vespertilionidae.